GGCAAAGCCGACAUUUGCAGGACCAAUGAUGAUUUGUUCUUGAGUGGAGUAAUGAGGUCGGCCUGCUUACGACGAGGAUCUCGAGAAAGAUCAGUCACCAGCUUUCGUUGUAGUCCCCGGGCUGUGGAGACUCGGCCGACUGGAGAUGGCCCUCCACAGCCCUUAUUGACCAGAUGGCUACCUCGGAGAGUUGUAAGUCACGAGGAGGAGCGUAAGAGCCUUGCAUAUUAUGCAGCUGUGGCUAAUGCAUGCUCUUGGUAUAGCUUGUUUUAUCUGAAUCUGCAUAAUCUCAGAUGCCGGCCCCUUUUAGGGCCAAUAUCAACAUUUUACCAUUCACGACUUGAGUGAAUCAAUCCUUCACCGAAUUUUAGAGAGCGGAGCAGUUCGUCAUGCGAG
This is a messenger RNA of Aspergillus versicolor CBS 583.65, 396 nucleotides long. RefSeq lists its product as uncharacterized. The record is from RefSeq and is a predicted model, not a curated record. Lineage: Eukaryota; Fungi; Ascomycota; Eurotiomycetes; Eurotiales; Aspergillaceae. The transcript has a single exon. The coding region runs from base 52 to 348 and encodes 98 amino acids.